UUGUAACAAAUUUAAUAAGUUAUUGUUGAAUAAUAAUAAUUGGGUCUCAACUGCUUAAAAAAAAAGCCCAAGCACUUAAAAACAUACCCAGCUAUUGUUUUUAGUAAUAAAUUAAAGUUUAUUUAGUUUUAAAAAAUCUUAUGAAUGUAAUAUCACAAAUCAGCAGGCACUGCAAUUUACCUAGCCACCCCAGUGGAGCUCAGCCUGUUACCUAGCAACCCCAGUGGAGCUCAGCCUGUUACCUAGCAACUCCAGUGGAGCUCCUGCGCAUUUCAUCAGCUGGUUUUACCACUGCAAUCUGGCUGCUGGAAGAGACAAUUGUUUUGUUGAUGACUUACCAUCUGGAGACUACUUUCUGCAUUCUUGAUGGCUGUGCAGGAGGCUCCACUUCUGCUUUUCGGAGAUGUAUGGUUGUAUAAUUGUGCAUCUGUUUGCAGCUAGUUUGACGUGCGAGUAUAAACGUUGAGUUGGCCAGCAGCAGCUUAUUUGGAUUUAAAGUGACAAGAUACCCUAAAACAACUCAGUCUGAAAGGAUCUCAAAAUAGGCAGAACUGACUAGACUAAAUCUAAGGAUGAUUUUGUCCAAAUCAUUUACUGAACGUAUUUUGUAUUGCCCAUAGACUGAUCCAAACAUGUUCAAGAAAGCAUAAGUCACCUUAUAAGCAGCUUUUUCACUGACAGAUCCAGAAACAUCAAAAGGUUUUUCAUUUGCGUUGCUCAUGUAGAACUGACUUAAAUUUUGUUUCUGCACAGCUACAGUCUCCCUUCAGACACGCAGAUCCACGGAUCUCUGUUAUCCAGAACAAAAACGUUGUUCCUGUGUGACCCGACCCUGAAAAAAUGCGUGCUGAGUGUCGGUUCUGUUGCCAGCAGAAAAAAACCUACCUACACACUCAGGAUGACGGCUGUGUGUUUUGGACUGUAUUCAGCUCUUUACUCAGUUCACAUGAGAAGGAUUUGUUCUUCAAGAAAAAAAAACAUUCAGAUCCGAUCACCUCCCCUAUGUCGACAUGUUCCUUAAACUACUGAAUUUCUGUUUAUUUUGAAAGAGAAUCAGAUUAUAGCUGCUCUGUUCAAACACUGAAAGAAAUGCAAACAGAAGAAAUCAUGUCAAACAGAAUCUGACAUUUUUUAUGUUUAAACUAAACAUUACAUUCAUUUUGGAAUAUUCAAAUCCAAACUGUACUGUUGAUAAAUUAUUAUUAACCAUUCAUACACAAUAAUUCAAAGUUCCUUAGGCAAGUCAACUUUAUUUAUGUAGCAUCUUAUGUAGCAACUAUAACUUAACAUACUUAAAGAUAAAACACAUCAAAACAGAUUGAGAUUAAAAAGAUUUAACUAUCAAAUUAAAUGAAGUAAAAAAAAAAAACACAGUAGGGAGCAGCGUGAGAUUGUAUUUAAUCAGGAAAGAUGUUUAGUAUUUUAUACUUUAGGGAGAUUAUGUAGCAAUUAGUAAUAAAAUAAAAGUGGCCCGAGAUUGGCGCCAUGAGGAACUCCACAUUUUAUUCUUUUUUGGUCACAUUAGCAACUGGUCCCAGCCGGCAACGUAAAAUCUCACACUUUUCUAGUCUGGAUCAGUUUGAAGUGGGUCACCGUUGAAAAGUGAGAUGAACGGAUAGUGAUGCCUGAAAUGUUGGAUAAAUCUUUCUCCACAGUGAAGGGUUUUAAUCAUGAGUGUGGAUGAAGAUUCCCGCUGGCUGGAGUGGGUAAAAAAACAGUUUGAGACCAUCGCUGGAGACGACAAAGAAAUCGACAUCGAUGAGUUUAAAACUGCACUCAAAGUCAAAGAGUCUUUCUUUGCCGAGCGUUUCUUUGCUCUGUUCGACUCGGAUGGCAGCGGGUCCAUCAGUCUGGACGAGCUGCUCAAAGCUCUGAACCUCCUCAUCCACGGCGACGAGACUGACAAGCUGCGCUUCCUGUUCCAGGUCUACGACGUCGACGGCAGCGGUUCGAUCGACCCGGACGAGCUGAGAACGGUUCUGAAGUCGUGUCUGCAGGAGAGCGCCAUCUCUCUGCCAGAAGAGAAACUGGACGACCUGACGCUGGUUCUGUUCGAGUCCGCCGACAAAGACAGCAGCGGCUCCAUCACCUUCGAAGAACUGAAAGCUGAGCUGGAGAACUUUCCGGAGGUGAUGGAGAAUCUGACCAUCAGCGCCGCUAACUGGCUGAAACCGCCGGAUCAGGAGCAGAAGAAGUCUCAGACGCCCCGGUACCUGACCCGAGCCUACUGGCAGAACAACAGCCGGAAGCUCCUGUUCCUGUGCGGCUACGUUCUGCUCAACCUGAUGCUCUUCGUCGCUGCCAUGUUGUACCACCGCAAAGGUGGCGGCUGGUUCAUGCUGGCCAAGGGCUGCGGCCAGUGUCUGAACUUCAACUGCACCUUCGUGAUGGUUUUGAUGCUGCGCCGCUGUCUGACGUGGCUCCGGGCCACCUGGGUCGUUAGAAUCCUUCCUCUGGACCAGAACAUCCUGCUGCAUCAGAUCGUCGGCUACGCCAUCCUCUUCUUCACACUAGUGCACACAGCGGCACACGUCAUCAACUUUGCCCAGAAGUCGCAAAGCGGGGGGUUCAGUCUGUGGGAGUACCUGCUGACCACCAGGCCGGGGAUCGGCUGGGUAAAAGGGACGGCGUCGCUGACCGGGGUCAUCCUACAGCUGCUGAUCUGCCUCAUGGUGUUCUGCUCCAGCACCUUCGUCCGUCGCAGCGGACACUUCGAGGUGUUCUAUUGGACUCACCUGUCCUACAUCUGGGUCUGGAUCCUCCUCAUCAUUCAUUGUGCAAACUUCUGGAAGUGGUUUGUGGUUCCAGGCUUCGUCUUCCUGCUGGAGAAGAUCGUGGGAAUCGCCGUGUCUCGUAUCGGAGGCCUUUACAUCGUAGAAGUCAACCUGCUGCCGUCCAAGGUGACUCACCUGGUGAUCAGGCGUCCCCAGUUCUUCCAGUUUAAACCUGGAGAUUACAUCUACAUCAACAUCCCUGUGAUCGCCAAGUACGAGUGGCACCCGUUCACCAUCAGCAGCGCCCCCGAGCAGCCAGACACCAUGUGGCUACAUGUGCGCUCCAUGGGCCAGUGGACCAACCGGCUGUACGAAUACUUCAGGCAGCCGGAGAGCCAGGCGGUUUGUCCCAAGCGGCUGGCCACCAGUCUGAGGAAGCGGCACCAGGAGAAGAGGCAGCAGACGAACCAGAUGUUCCUCUCCUCAGAGUCACAGAAAGCCGUGGCUUCGAACCAGGAUGACACCAUCAAGCUGACGAUGUUCCGGCAGAACGGGUCGCAGUCCGGAUCGGCUUCGGACCCAGAGACUCAGGUUUCUGCCAAGUCUGGUGAGAAUCACCGAUUCUGCAACAUAAAGUGUUACGUAGACGGACCGUACGGAACUCCGACCCGGCAGAUCUUCGCCUCGGAACACGCUGUGCUAAUCGGAGCAGGAAUAGGAAUCACACCUUUCGCCUCCAUCUUGCAAAGCAUCAUGUACCGGUACCGCAUGAGAAAGCACACCUAUCCCAACUGUAGCUCCACAGGGUGUGAAAACGUUAAAGACAGCGACAUGAGGCUGCGUAAAGUCGACUUCAUCUGGAUCAAUAGAGACCAGAAGUCCUUUGAAUGGUUCGUUAGUCUGCUGACAAAGCUGGAGAUGGAGCAGGCCGACGGGGAGCCGGAGGGCCAGUUCCUGGAGAUGCACAUGUACAUGACCUCAGCGCUCAGCAAGAACGACAUGAAGGCCAUCGGCCUGCAGAUGGCGCUCGACCUUCUGGCCAAGAAAGAGGAGAAAGACUCCAUCACAGGCCUGAGGACCAGAACUCAGCCAGGCCGACCCAAAUGGGAGAAGGUUUUCCAGAAACUGUCCGAGGAAAACAAAGGAAAAGUUCACGUGUUUUACUGCGGCGCUCCGGCUCUGGCUAAAGUCAUCAAAGCUCAGUGUGAACACUUCGGCUUCAACUUCUACAAGGAAAACUUCUGACGACGUCUCUGUUCAUUUGGUUUUAUAUUUCUAUGAGGACAAAACCUGACAUGGUGGGACUGCAGUUUGCUAAAGGAAGCAAACUGCAGUCCCACUAAAAAUUUAAGACUUAUCUAGACUUAGAGUUAAGUUUUAGUUAGAUUUAAUGUAGGGAUUCGGUUAUGAUGCUUACUGUAAAUGGAAUGUCUCUGUUUGUAUCCCAAAAUAUAAAUCAUAAUUGUUCAAAAUCAAAAUUUAUUUUCUAUUUGAAAAAAAUAAUAAAAACCAUGAGCCAUAAA
This is a messenger RNA of Poecilia reticulata (guppy), 4237 nucleotides long. It is a transcript of the gene nox5, whose product is annotated as NADPH oxidase, EF-hand calcium binding domain 5. Gene Ontology annotation, biological process: superoxide anion generation; defense response. Gene Ontology annotation, cellular component: NADPH oxidase complex; plasma membrane. Gene Ontology annotation, molecular function: superoxide-generating NAD(P)H oxidase activity; calcium ion binding. NCBI's taxonomy places the organism in Eukaryota, Metazoa, Chordata, Actinopteri, Cyprinodontiformes, Poeciliidae. The record is from RefSeq and is a predicted model, not a curated record.